UCGCAUCGGACCGUUCGGAACGCGCUGAACUCGAAACACGAAGAAUAAUUUAAAUAGAAAUCGAAUCGAGAGCGUAGCGAAAACGCGAAGCAGUGUCGAGACGGGGCACGUUAACGGCACAAAAGUGUAGUGUAGUUCUAGGCUUUUCAUUUCGUUUUCAUUUUCCCCCCAUUUUGUUGAGUUGUUGUCUUCAUUUCAUGCUCCUUUUGUUGCAAUCCUUUUGGUUUGUUACAACACAACAACAGAAACAACAAGAUAACUACAACAAUUCAGCGAUUAUGUUUAUUGGCAGCGCGCACAAAAUUCACAAAUCCAGCAAAUAGCGCCAUGUUGUUCAACCAAACCCCAACCUAGUGAGUACCUCAAUGCCGCACGUAAGCACACAAAAUGCUUUCGUCGUGCUAACAUCUAGAUAAAUUUCAAGUGCAUACGCGCUAGGCACGUUCAACUGACGAAAGUGAGUGGAAGUCCAAGUCGGAUUGGGAUUCGGAGUCGGAGUCGACGUGGAACGGCGACGGCAACGGCAACGGCAAACUGAGAGAGUGGGUGACAUCAGUGGGCGUGACUGCGGCUGGAGACGGUGCGUGUGCCUGUGCCUGUGUGUGUGUGUGUGACUGAGUCCGAGUGUGUGUGCGUGUGUGUGUACGAGUGUGUGACCCUUUUGAGCGGGACACGCGACAACUACAAAAUUAAUCGUGGGCAAGGAAUACGAUAAACAUUCAGAAUGCAACACUAUACGCAUGCAGCCAUGAAUUUAAUCAACAUGGACUCGGAGAACCGGGUGGUCCUCAAUGUGGGCGGCAUUAGGCACGAGACAUACAAGGCCACAUUGAAGAAAAUUCCAGCGACUCGACUGUCCCGACUCACCGAGGCGCUGGCCAACUAUGAUCCCAUACUCAACGAAUACUUCUUCGAUCGGCAUCCGGGUGUAUUCGCACAAGUGCUCAACUAUUACAGAACCGGCAAGCUGCAUUAUCCCACAGAUGUGUGUGGCCCGCUGUUCGAGGAGGAGUUGGAAUUUUGGGGUCUAGACUCAAAUCAAGUGGAGCCCUGCUGCUGGAUGACAUAUACACAGCAUCGUGACACACAGGAAACUCUAGCCGUACUCGAUCGUUUGGAUCUGGAUACGGAAAAACCGUCCGAAGAGGAAUUGGCGCGUAAAUUUGGCUUUGAGGAGGACUACUAUAAAGGCACAAUAUCCUGGUGGCAGGAGAUGAAGCCGCGCAUUUGGUCGCUAUUCGAUGAGCCUUACAGUUCCAAUGCCGCCAAGACAAUUGGCGUCGUUUCGGUAUUCUUCAUAUGCAUUUCGAUAUUGUCCUUCUGCCUGAAAACACAUCCGGACAUGCGAGUGCCCAUUGUGCACAAUGUGACCGUGAAAACGGCCAAUGGCAGCGCCGCCUGGUUUCUGGACAAGUCAAUGACCAAUGCGCACAUUGCUUUCUUCUAUAUUGAAUGCGUUUGCAAUGCCUGGUUUACAUUCGAGAUACUGGUCCGUUUUAUCUCGUCACCGAACAAGUGUGAAUUCUUAAAGUCAUCUGUUAACAUCAUAGAUUAUAUAGCCACGCUUAGCUUUUAUAUCGAUCUAGUGCUUCAGCGAUUCGCAUCGCAUCUGGAGAACGCUGACAUACUCGAGUUCUUCUCGAUCAUCCGCAUCAUGCGUCUGUUCAAAUUGACGCGCCACUCGUCCGGGUUGAAGAUCCUGAUACAGACGUUCCGUGCGUCGGCCAAGGAGUUGACGCUGCUGGUGUUCUUCCUGGUGCUGGGCAUUGUGAUCUUUGCCAGUCUCGUUUACUAUGCCGAGCGCAUCCAGCCCAAUCCGCACAAUGACUUCAAUAGCAUACCGCUGGGCCUGUGGUGGGCUCUGGUCACCAUGACCACCGUGGGCUAUGGCGAUAUGGCGCCCAAGACCUACAUUGGCAUGUUUGUCGGCGCCCUGUGCGCCUUAGCCGGUGUGCUAACCAUUGCACUGCCAGUGCCCGUCAUCGUCAGCAACUUUGCCAUGUACUAUUCGCACACGCAGGCGCGGGCCAAACUGCCAAAGAAGCGUAGACGAGUGCUUCCCGUCGAACAGCCCCGCCAGCCUCGACUGCCAGGUGAACGUGCUCCUGGCGGUGUCAGUGGCUGCGGCACUCCAGGAUCUGGUCCACACUCGGGCCCCAUGGGCUCUGGCGGCACCGGACCACGCCGCAUGAACAAUAAAACCAAGGAUCUGGUCAGUCCCAAGUCAGGUCCUUUGGGUGCCAGCAUCGUUGCGAUGAGUCCACGCACCAUGUUGGAUCUGAAUCCGGCACUGGCCAUGGGUAAGCCAACAUUUCAGCCACGUUUCCCCACGCAGUUAGCGGCCACCAAUAGCAACACCAAUACGAUCGCCACAACCACGCCCACGGUGGCGCCCACAAUACCGGUCACCUUAGCGGCAGCUGCCAAUGCAAUGACAGCAUCCGCCACAGCAACCGCAACAGCAGCGGGCGCAGCAGCGGCUGCGGCAUCGGGUCCAACGGUGCCAAGCAUAGCGGUGACAAGCACCGCCAGCUUGGGCAAGGAUAGCACCGUCAGCCAGAUGGGCACCACAACCACCACGAGCACCACUCUGGAGGCCACCAAGAAGGCGUUUCUCUAAACGUUCCAAAGGAACCCCGCCAUCCAUCUGAAAGCAAUACCGAAUCUAACAACAACAACACUGAAAAUCGAAAACAAAAAAAUACAUAAUCAAUCUUCGCAUACGUAUGAGUGGGAGUGUGAGUGUGAAUACACUCAUGCGAGUGCUCGUAAUUGAAGGCUAUUAACACGCAAUAUCUACAUGUAGACUCCUCAUUAUUUGGCCAUAUCAUGACAUACAUAUUACCUAGAGCUAUAUUAAGUAUUAUUAAAGUUAAUAAUGCAUCGGCACACACACACGGCUUUCGCGUUUUUAAAUCGGUUUUAUUCAUUUUUGUUUUUUUUUUUGUCGUAGACAUAUCGAUUCAUUUUUUGUGUUUUACCAAAGAUAGAAACAGUGGAAUGUACAUAUUGGUAUAUCAAAAGUUUUAAAUGAAAUGGGUUGCCAGUUGACCCCGAAAAGGCGAACCGUUCAGCCCGUCAGCUAUUUAUUUUCCUCAGCGUUUUUCAAUCCCAUUUUUGAUCAACCCCUAGCGAAAAGAGAACAUUUAACUCAAAUAACUCGACUUCAGUUCGUGCUGUGCAAACGAAACUGUUUUCUUAUUUUCGACUAUGCUUAUAAGCUUUGUAAUUGCCUAAUUAGAAGAACCCCAAAACGCUCAGAGAGACACAGUCAACGAAGGCAAGUCUUCAUGCUCUAGACAGUCCGACAGAUACGUAUACUUAAUAAAAACAAAAAAAAUAAAUGAGUAAAAAAAGUUGGCAACUGCUUAAAAUUCAUUCAAGCAGACGCUGCCAAAUCGCUUGUUAAGGGCACGUGUUAAAUUUUCAGCUAAUAAGUACGCAGCCAUGGACCUUACUUGAUGCUACGAACCGAAAAACAUUGUGUAAACUUUGUGCAACUUAAGAAAAACAAAUGAAUUUUCCAACAGUUGUUCCUGUCUGCCUGCUCACUCCUCAUAUGAAGCAAGUUGAUAACAUACAAAUUACUUGUACCAAAAGCAAAGGGAACUUUUAACUUGACUUUAAUUAUUUUCAACCUGUAAUCGACAACAUGCUGUUGAUUGAAGGAACGGACGGGGGAGGUGAUGAUGGGGAGCAGUUGGCAGACAUCCAGUGAAAUUUGCAUGGAAAAUCUCUGGCAAAGAUAUCCCUUUUAACUAGAGCAUAAACCCAGUUAAAAGUCUGGCAUAUUUGAAAAUGUUUUUCUUGUUCUCUCAGUUCUUGUAAACAGAAUCACUUCUUAACUUCGUAGAGGGUUUCAGACAUUAGCUGAGUGAGGGGUAGAGAAGUGAGGAGAUGGGGAGGUCAGAGUCUUUACACUUUACACACACAUAUAUAUACAUAUAUAACGAUACAUAUGAACGGUGUUUCUUCUGUAUAUCAUUAUUGGGUGAAACCUCUUGUACAUUUUGAAUAUCUCUCAGCAAGCAUUAUACAUAAUAAACAUUGCAUAAUUAACUAAUACAUAUAUUGUAUCUAUAAAUAAAUUACUACUUACGAUUAUUUCUAAGAUUAACAAAACAAAAAAAAAAAAACAAAAAAUUCUAACGCUUUGCAAUAAAAUACAACAAAAACCAAAUAAAAAU
This is a messenger RNA of Drosophila albomicans, 4187 nucleotides long. RefSeq names its product potassium voltage-gated channel protein Shaw (gene Shaw). Gene Ontology annotation, cellular component: dendrite membrane; axon; neuronal cell body membrane. Lineage: Eukaryota; Metazoa; Arthropoda; Insecta; Diptera; Drosophilidae. Gene Ontology annotation, biological process: potassium ion transmembrane transport; protein homooligomerization. The transcript has 9 exons. Gene Ontology annotation, molecular function: delayed rectifier potassium channel activity; protein binding. Bases 725 to 2620 code for a protein of 631 amino acids. The record is from RefSeq and is a predicted model, not a curated record.